AUGCUGCUGCCAUCUUCAGUACAGAAGCUGGCAGCUCACUCCUCUCAGCUGGUUCCACUAAACCAGUGCAGGUUCUCUCAGCAGAGUUGAACUUCAUGUAAGCCUCUGUUGCCUUCAGUCAGAGGGGGUAGAGUGAAUAACUUCCCUGACACUCGUCUCACAUAUCCGAUGGAUCCAUCCCUUUUGAGAAUUUCUCUGUUGCUCGUGGUUUCAUAAGCUUGGAUGAGCAUAGGGUUAAUUGGGGACUGUUCGUGGACACUGGAGCUCCUAAGCUUCUCACACAGCUUUCCCAAGACGGCAAACAUGCUCAAGUUGGUCCCAAUGAGCAUGGAGGGGUUCCCCUGCAUGGGGGGCUCAGGACACACAAGGGCAAGGGUUUCAAUAGGCUGCUGGACGCCUACAGCUUCAAGGGAGAACUCAAUGGUGAUGCUGAUGUAGCGUCAUAGGGUAGUUGCUCUCACUUAGGCCCCACAAGGUUAUCCCUUCUAAAGGCUGGAGAGGGAGGUGUUGUAGGUGUCUUUUUGUAGAACUGCCGGUGGAUGAUUGCCACUGUCUAGGAUGACAUGACAGGGUUUUCCAUUCACUUUCACGUUAAUGUUCGUCUCAGGUCCAAGGAUACUAGGAGGAGAGAAAAAUAUCCCUGGUAGGGCCCUGGGCAGAGCGAGCCCAUCCUGUACAACUAGAGCUCAUCUGCACGGGGGACACGGUAGGCUCCUCUACUGUCCCCUUCUGCCGUUUCCCGACCUCCCUUGAGCAUGGAUGAAGCGUCUGUUGAAUUCCACUACAUUCUUUCCUCUUCUGACAGUUCCUGGAAGAGUGGCCAUCUUCACCACAGUUAUAGCAAAAGUUGUUUUUAUUCCUCUUCGGCCCUGGACAGAAAGCUGGUCUCUCUGGACGUGGAGCUGGUCUAUCUGAGUUAGAUGAAGCACCCGGGGUCACCUUCAUUGCAGCUAUGGCAUACUUCAGUUCUUCCACCUGUUUGCGGAGAGCUUUGAUUUUGUCCCCAGCAUCUGAUGUUGACUCUUUCUGAAGCUGGACUUGGGAUUCUGUGAGAGUGUUUCUCUGCUUCUCUCUCCUCUUCUUCCCUCAGCUCUUGCAGUAGAACUGGAAAUGUGGGCGGCCUCUCUUCUUUUUCUCAGUCGAAGAUGCACCAGGAUUUCAGUGUUGUACAGCACUCCUUUGAUGAUCUGGUCAACUCGUGCAAUGUUGACCCUGGACUCAUCGAUGCCUCUCUUCACUUUGACCUUCUGAAAAUACCUCUUUAGUCGAAGGAGGAAAUCUGAGAUCUUCCCUCCUGGUUUCUGUUGCAGGCCCUUGAACUUGUAGUAGAGGUCCUCCCCUGAGUCUGCUGUGCCGUAUGUGUGCUCCAGUAUGUUCAAGUAGUCUUCAACCAAUGCAUCUUUGUGGUUAGUUCUUAGCGCUGUAGCCACACUCAGGGCAGGGGCCUUCAAACUCUCGAUGAGUCUCUUUCUCUUCUCCGGGUCGGAGCGGUGCCACUCUGGCAACAUCUGGUUUACUUGUUCCAUCCAGGAGUCGAUGUCCUCUUGCCCAAGGGGCAUUUGGAACCGUCCCACUGAAAGUUGGCAGUCUUCUGUACGGACUGGUCUCGUAGUGAUGCGUCAUAGCUUCCUUCAGAACCUUCCCCAUGGCUUCAAUGAUGUCUUAAGGCUAUGGCUUGGGGUGUGACAAGGUUCUUCAGCUCGCUAUCUGAGAUCCCUUCUCUCAUCAUGAAGGCCUGUAGUUUCUGUUACUUCACUAUGGGGCGCUGACAUAGGAGAGAAAGUGGUGGUGGGUAUUUGCUCAGGAGAGGGAGGAGCUACAUUUCCUAGACCGAUCAACUGCCACUUUAUGCCCUAUUCCUCAUCUUCAACCACACAAUGCAGUGAGAUCCACAGGUCGUCUCAACUAGAACACUGGCCCGCUUGGUUUGAGGAUGUUGCACACAGUUUAACUUUAAGCAGUCCAAACAACUCGAAGGCAUCCAAAGCCCCUUCAAUGUCGCAUGCUCCUUUUCCACUCCCAAAACCACUAAUGUCCUCCCACUUGCUCCACUGUAUCAGCUUCUCCAUAUUCAUCUCCAUUCUCUUUCCCUCUGUGCUAUUGGAACUAGCUGUUAAAAUGAGAGGGUGCUCAAUGGCAUGAUAUCACCACUACAAGCGGUCAUAUUUACAACUUUUAUUUUCACUGGUGAGCGAGUUACACAACUUUUAAACUGCUUGAAACAACUAAUUAGCUAACGUUAAUGGCUUGUAGCUUUCAUGAAUCUUCUCUCGCGCUUCACACUGUUCCCUAGCAACCGGUCUGUCUCCCAAAGAUGUCCCACAUGCAACAAUGUCAGUACACAAUAAGUAAUACAGUCUGUGCUAAAAAAUAAAUAAAAAAAAGUAACCAGGGGUUACACAAAAUAUACACUUACUGUACACUUUUAACUGGCUUUAUCACAGUUGCAGCUGACAGUAUUUUUCAGUGACAACACGUUUCUGUCUGCCUUCUUCCAUUACACACAGGUGUUCAGAGCAUGCUAGAUGGCUAAUUAGCACAGGUGGUCCCUCUGUCUUCCGUCUGUCUUCCGUAAACACGUGCUGUAACAUGGAGAUAUGGCCAAGUGGGAACACUAACUCUAACCCUAUAAAGGGGUGUAUCAAUUAACUUUUUAGUUUUUAGAAAAAUAUUUCUCGCUGAUAUGAAAGAUAAGUUCCUUAUGCUUCCAAAACCGUACCGCAAGCGAUGAGUGUUAAUGUUCAGACUGAGCGUCUGGGCUCAUAACAAAAUCACCCAUGUACAGAAGACGCCUUCGUCCAGUGACGUGUAAUGUAAUGGAACUGAGAGUCAUGAUCAAGGGCUAUCAAUGAGAAUGACCGAUGGAAUUUUUUUUUGUUUUUUUUUUGUAAAGUGUAUUUAAGUCAAAUGCAUCUUCAAAGGUCUCAUUUCUCGAUGGCCAUACCUAUUAGUCUGAGUACCAGUCUCUUUCAUUCUACUCCUGGCUUUCCGCAAACGCAAUGUUCAAUAUGCAUCUGCACUGAGCUAAAGGGUAGAGCUGCCGCUUUCAAGGAACGGGACUCUAACCCGGACGCUUAUAAGAAAUCCCGCUAUGACCUCCGACGAACCAUCAAACAGGCAAAGAGUCAAUACAGGUCUAAGAUUGAAUCAUACUACACUGGCUCUGACGCUCGUCGGAUGUGGCAGGGCUUGAAAACUAUUACAGACUACAAAGGGAAGCACAGCCGCGAGCUGCCCAGUGACACAAGCCUACCAGACGAGCUAAACCACUUCUAUGCUCGCUUCGAGGCAAGCAACACUGAAGCAUGCAUGAGAGCACCAGCUGCUCCGGACGACUAUGUGAUCACGCUCUCCGUAGCCGAUGUGAGUAAGACUUUUAAGCAGGUCAACAUUCACAAGGCCGCAGGGCCAGACGGAUUACCAGGACGUGUACUCCGAGCAUGUGCUGACCAACUGGCAAGUGUCUUCACUGACAUUUUCAACAUGUCCCUGACUGAGUCUGUAAUACCAACAUGUUUCAAGCAGACCACCAUAGUCCCCGUGCCCAAGAACUCUAAGAUAACCUGCCUAAAUGACUACCGACCCGUAGCACUGACGUCUGUAGCCAUGAAGUGCUUUGAAAGACUGGUCAUGGCUCACAUCAACAGCAUAAUCCCAGAAACCCUAGACCCACUCCAAUUUGCAUACCGCCCCAACAGAUCCACAGAUGAUGCAAUCUCUAUCGCACUCCACACUGCCCUUUCCCACCUGGACAAGAGGAACACCUACGUGAGAAUGCUAUUCAUUGACUACAGCUCAGCAUUCAACACCAUAGUGCCCUCUAAGCUCAUCACUAAGCUAAGGAUCCUGGGACUAAACACCUCCCUCUGCAACUGGAUCCUGGACUUCCUGACGGGCCGCCCCCAGGUGGUAAGGGUAGGUAACAACACAUCUGCCACACUGAUCCUCAACACGGGGGCCCCUCAGGGGUGCGUGCUCAGUCCCCUCCUGUACUCUCUGUUCACCCAUGACUGCAUGGCCAGGCACGACUCCAACACCAUCAUUAAGUUUGCCGACGACACAACAGUGGUAGGCCUGAUCACCGACAACGAUGAGACAGCCUAUAGGGAGGAGGUCAGAGAUCUGGCCGUGUGGUGCCAGGACAACAACCUCUCCCUCAACGUGACCAAGACAAAGGAGAUGAUUGUGGACUACAGGAAAAAAAAGAGGACUGAGCACGCCCCCAUUCUCAUCGACGGGGCUGUAGUGGAACAGGUUGAGAGCUUCAAGUUCCUUGGUGUCCACAUCACCAACGAACUAUCAUGGUCCAAACACACCAAGACAGUCGUGAAGAGGGCACGACAAAGCCUAUUCCCCCUCAGGAGACUAAAAAGAUUUGGCAUGGGUCCUCAGAUCCUCAAAAAAUUCUACAGCUGCACCAUCGAGAGCAUCCUGACUGGUUGCAUCACCGCCUGGUAUGGCAACUGCUUGGCCUCUGACCGCAAGGCACUACAGAGGGUAGUGCGUACGGCCCAGUACAUCACUGGGGCAAAGCUCCCUGCCAUCCAGGACCUCUAUACCAGGCGGUGUCAGAGGAAGGCCCUCAAAAUUGUCAAAGACUCCAGCCACCCUAGUCAUAGACUGUUCUCUCUGCUACCGCACGGCAAGCGGUACCGGAGUGCCAAGUCUAGGUCCAAAAGACUUCUCAACAGCUUCUACCCCCAAGCCAUAAGACUCCUGAACAGCUAAUCAUGGCUACCCGGAAUAUUUGCACUGCCCCCCCACCCCAUCCUUUUUACGCUGCUGCUACUCUGUUAAGUAUUUAUGCAUAGUCACUUUAACUCUACCCACAUGUACAUAUUACCUCAACUACCUCAACUAGCCGGUGCCCCCGCACAUUGACUAUGCAACGGUACCCCCCUGUAUAUAUAGCCUCCCUACUGUCACUUUAUUUUACUGUAUAUAUAGCCUCCCUACUGUCACUUUAUUUUACUUCUGCUCUUUUUUUCUCAACACUUUUUUGUUGUUGUUUUAUUCUUACUUUUUUUGUUUAAAAUAAAUGCACUGUUGGUUAAGGGCUGUAAGUAAGCAUUUCACUGUAAUGUCUGCACCUGUUGUAUUCGGCGCAUGUGACCAAUAAAAUUUGAUUUGAUUUGAUAUGCGCUGGAUUUACAGCAGAGUUGCUAAUUGGUUGUUGGAAAUAACAUUAAUAUUUUCCAUGUGGAGCCUUGAAAAUAGAACUAUAAUUUAUAACGAAGUCAAAAACAAACAUUUAGCUGUUAGCUAGGCAAGUUGUAUUUUGAGGCGUUUUGUGGUUGGAAUUGCAGUAUGUAUUUAGUUUGAGAAUUUAGAUGUGAGCUAGGAACUUUUGACAGACUGGUUUCAUAUAUACAAAUAAACGGUUGCUUCGCAAACGAUACAAACGUGUUCUGUGGAGAAAAAAAGUGAUAUAGUUGCAAUAUUUGCAUAAUCAUUGUGAUUGGAGGAUAGCUGUGAGGGUGAUAAUCCUCUGUCCUCCUCGAGUUCAUUAAUGAUAGAAUGGUCAUAAUUGAAGAUGGCAGAAAGGCCAGUCACUUUGGCAUGAAGUACAGGGAGUGGAUUAGCAAAAAAGACUGGUACCCAGGCUACAUACCUGUCACUUUAGUGUCAGAAUGGUCAUUCCAUUUGAUUUCAAUCACUUUUUGAACGCACCCCUUUUGAUUUGAACGAAACUACAUACAUAUUUCCAUGGUAGAAGUGGUCAGAAAGUGACUUUAUGGACCUGAAUGCCAAAACAUUUACGAGAUCGAGCUUCUCAAAGUUGACCCGUUUUGCAUACCCCACCCUACCAUGACACACCCAUGUCUUCAUCACUCGAAAAGAUAGGCUAAACGGUUGAGUUUUAUAUUAUUUAAAAGCUUACUAUUUUAUAAUUUAUUUUAAAAGAUAACUUUUUUACUACCUUAAAUGUCAAUUAUCUAAAACGUGUAAAUUACUAUUUUUACCCCGCAUAUACUGUAGCUUAGACCUUAUUUUACAUCACCUUAGGUGUUUGCGUUGUGCCCGCCAUCGGUUGAGACACAGCAUACUCUUGAAUACAAGGUGGGUGUAAUUUUAAUCAUAGAAAUAUAAUUAAUAGAAUGAACAAAUCCCUUCAGACCACUGCAAUUUAGUAUCAUUGAUACAUUUUAUUGACAUUUUUACUUCCAAGUACUAGCACAAAGAUCAGGUUUCCUAUGGAAGAUUGACAUUCAAAUUUAAAACAACUCAUAUAUUUCCAUUUAAGUCAACAUUCACUGUGUGGACCUCCAAUCAUCUUUGUGCUACCAUUUCGAAGUACAAAUUUAAAUUGUAUUCCCAUGUAUUUAGUACAUUUAUCACCCAAAACAUGACACCCACCCUGUGUUCAAGAGCAUGUUGUCUCAACCAAUGGCGGGCACAACACAAACACCUCAGAUGUUAAAUAGGGUCUAAUCUACAACAUAUGCAAAAAUGGAAAAAAUCUGAGUUGACGUUUUUAGAUAAUUAACGUUUAAGGUUAAAUUGUUUGACAACCCUGUUUGCAAGCUUUUAAAUUAUAUCAAACUCAACCAUUUAUUUUCCAGUGAUGAAGACAUAUACAGUGAGGGGAAAAAAGUAUUUGAUCCCCUGCUGAUUUUGUACGUUUGCCCACUGACAAAGAAAUUAUCAGUCUAUAAUUUUAAUGGUAGGUUUAUUUGAACAAUGAGAGACAGAAUAACAACAAAAAAAUCCAGAAAAACACAUGUCAAAAAUGUUAUUAAUUGAUUUGCAUUUUAAUGAGGGAAAUAAGUAUUUGACCCCCUCUCAAUCAGAAAGAUUUCUGGCUCCCAGGUGUCUUUUUAUACAGGUAACGAGCUGAGAUUAGGAGCACACUCUUACAGGGAAAAAGACACCCGUCCACAGAAGCAAUCAAUCAAUCAGAUUCCAAACUCUCCACCAUGGCCAAGACCAAAGAGCUCUCCAAGGAUGUCAGGGACAAGAUUGUAGACCUACACAAGGCUGGAAUGGGCUACAAGACCAUCGCCAAGCAGCUUGGUGAGAAGGUGACAACAGUUGGUGUGAUUAUUCGCAAAUGGAAGAAACACAAAAUAACUGUCAAUCUCCCUCGGCCUGGGGCUCCAUGCAAGAUCUCACCUCGUGGAGUUGCAAUGAUCAUGAGAAUGGUGAGGAAUCAGCCCAGAACUACACGGGAGGAUCUUGUCAAUGAUCUCAAGGCAGCUGGGACCAUAGUCACCAAGAAAACAAUUGGUAACACACUACUAAAUGAAAUCCUGCAGCGCCCGCAAGGUCCCCCUGCUCAAGAAAGCACAUAUACAUGCCCGUCUGAAGUUUGCCAAUGAACAUCUGAAUGAUUCAGAGGAGAACUGGGUGAAAGUGUUGUGGUCAGAUGAGACCAAAAUGGAGCUCUUUGGCAUCAAUUCAACUCGCCGUGUUUGGAGGAGGAGGAAUGCUGCCUAUGACCCCAAGAACACCAUCCCCACUGUCAAACAUGGAGGUGGAAACAUUAUGCUUUGGGGGUGUUUUUCUGCUAAGGGGACAGGACAACUUCACCGCAUCAAAGGGACGAUGGGCGGGGCCAUGUACCGUCAAAUCUUGGGUGAGAACUUCCUUCCCUCAGCCAGGUCAUUGAAAAUGGGUUGUGGAUGCGUAUUCCAGCAUGACAAUGACCCAAAACACACGGCCAAGGCAACAAAGGAGUGGCUCAAGAAGAAGCACAUUAAGGUCCUGGAGUGGCCUAGCCAGUCUCCAGACCUUAAUCCCAUAGAAAAUCUGUGGAGGGAGCUGAAGGUUCGAGUUGCCAAACGUCAGCCUCGAAACCUUAAUGACUUGGAGAAGAUCUGCAAAGAGGAGUGGGACAAAAUCCCUCCUGAGAUGUGUGCAAACCUGGUGGCCAACUACAAGAAACAUCUGACCUCUGUGAUUGCCAACAAGGGUUUUGCCACCAAGUACUAAGUCAUGUUUUGCAGAGGGGUCAAAUACUUAUUUCCCUCACUGUAUGUCUCUCAUGGUAGGGUGGGGUACAGUGGGGAAAAAAGUAUUUAGUCAGCCACCAAUUGUGCAAGUUCUCCCACUUAAAAAGAUGAGAGAGGCCUGUAAUUUUCAUCAUAGGUACACGUCAACUAUGACCGACAAAUUGCGAAAAGAAUCCAGAAAAUCACAUUGUAGGAUUUUUAAUGAAUUUAUUUGCAAAUUAUGGUGGAAAAUAAGUAUUUGGUCACCUACAAACAAGCAAGAUUUCUGGCUCUCACAGACCUGUAACUUCUUCUUUAAGAGGCUCCUCUGUCCUCCACUCGUUACCUGUAUUAAUGGCACCUGUUUGAACUUGUUAUCAGUAUAAAAGACACCUGUCCACAACCUCAAACAGUCACACUCCAAACUCCACUAUGGCCAAGACCAAAGAGCUGUCAAAGGACACCAGAAACAAAAUUGUAGACCUGCACCAGGCUGGGAAGACUGAAUCUGCAAUAGGUAAGCAGCUUGGUUUGAAGAAAUCAACUGUGGGAGCAAUUAUUAGGAAAUGGAAGACAUACAAGACCACUGAUAAUCUCCCUUGAUCUGGGGCUCCACGCAAGAUCUCACCCCGUGGGGUCAAAAUGAUCACAAGAACGGUGAGCAAAAAUCCCAGAACCACACGGGGGGACCUAGUGAAUGACCUGCAGAGAGCUGGGACCAAAGUAACAAAGCCUACCAUCAGUAACACACUACGCCGCCAGGGACUCAAAUCCUGCAGUGCCAGACGUGUCCCCCUGCUUAAGCCAGUACAUGUCCAGGCCCGUCUGAAUUUUGCUAGAGUGCAUUUGGAUGAUCCAGAAGAGGAUUGGGAGAGUGUCAUAUGGUCAGAUGAAACCAAAAUAGAAAUUUUUGGUAAAAACUCAACUCGUCGUGUUUGGAGGACAAAGAAUGCUGAGUUGUAUCCAAAGAACACCAUACCUACUGUGAAGCAUGGGGGUGGAAACAUCAUGCUUUGGGGCUGUUUUUCUGCAAAGGGACCAGGACGACUGAUCCGUGUAAAGGAAAGAAUGAAUGGGGCCAUGUAUCGUGAGAUUUUGAGUGAAAACCUCCUUCCAUCAGCAAGGGCAUUGAAGAUGAAACGUGGCUGGGUCUUUCAGCAUGACAAUGAUCCCAAACACACCGCCCGGGCAACGAAGGAGUGGCUUCGUAAGAAGAAUUUCAAGAUCCUGGAGUGGCCUAGCCAGUCUCCAGAUCUCAACCCCAUAGAAAAUCUUUGGAGGGAGUUGAAAGUCCGUGUUGCCCAGCGACAGCCCCAAAACAUCACUGCUCUAGAGGAGAUCUGCAUGGAGGAAUGGGCCAAAAUACCAGCAACAGUGUGUGAAAAUCUUGUGAAGACUUACAGAAAACGUUUGACCUGUGUCAUUGCCAACAAAGGGUAUAUAACAAAGUAUUGAGAAACUUUUGUUAUUGACCAAAUACUUUUUUUCCACCAUAAUUUGCAAAUAAAUUCAUUAAAAAUCCUACAAUGUGAUUUUCUGGAAAAAAAAAUCUCAUUUUGUCUGUCAUAUGAUGAAAAUUACAGGCCUCUCUCAUCUUUUUAAGUGGGAGAACUUGCACAAUUGGUGGCUGGCUAAAUACUUUUUUCCCCCACUGUAUGCAAAAUGUCAACUUUGAGCACCUCUAUCUUCUAAAUGUUUUAGCAUUCAGGUCUCAUAAAGUUACUUUCUGACCACUUCUGCCAUGGGCAUAUACAGUAUGUACAGCAAGUUUUGUUCAAAUCAAAAGGGGUGCUGUCAAAAAGUUAUUGAAAUGAAAUGGAACGACCCAAAAGUAAUUUAGUUGUGUGACAUUUUGUAACCAUAAUAACAAGUUAAUCUACUCUGCCAUGAUCCUUGCUUAGUUCCAUUGGGCUUUAUCUCCCUCGUGUCAAUUGUAUUGUCGUCUCUGUGCGCUUUAGGCAUCAUUAUAAAGAACUGGUGACAGCGGAACAGAACAAUGACGAUGUGGACACUGCAAAGAAGAGGAGGAUUGAGGAGACAAAGCACGCUUUUGAGGAGCCAUCCUCUUAUCACACAAGGAGAGGUAAAAACAGAGACAUUCUCAACGAGCAUUCCGAGACCACAGACAAAUGCACACAUUUCUUACUACCCAGAUGUUACACUAGCUCUGCUUUGGAGAGGAGGAUGCUGUGCUACACCCAGGGCAGGUAACACAACGGAUUCAUUGCUGCUAUAUUGUUUCGUACUAUCAAUUCCACUCAGAUUAGUAAUGACAAUUUAGUAAUUUGGUAGACACUUUUAUGCGAAGUGACUUACAGAACCAUUGACAUUGGUAGUGACACAUACUCAUUAUUUGGCCCAUUUGGAAAUUAAACCCACAACCCUAUUGUUGCCAGCACCAUGCUCUAACUCAUUGAGCCGGCAAUUGUUGAAUACUACUGUCCGUCUGGGACAUUACCAGCCACAUAGGGUUUGGUGACACCUAGUGACACUUAGUCACACCGAUGGGUAUGGUGGAACAGCAGGUGAUCUGCCCUGAGGUAAUAAAAAGGAAAGGUACAUGGUGCUGGUUACAUGUUUUACCGGCACAGGCUGUCUCUGUAGUAGUCAGAACAUUGUUGCCAACUUUUUGACAUUGUCUGGCAACAUUCCCUGAUACCUGUCACUUAAGUGUAAGUGAACCCUAAGAUGCAAAAAUCCUUCUCAGAAUUCAGGAAAUUCACACAGAUUUUUACUUAAGCACACUGCUUCAGACUUUCUAGCUUAAUGUGUAUUUGUGUGUGUUUAUAUUGGAGGUCCGGUACAGCAGAAGACACAUUUCAGUCUUGUAUGGAUUAAUAAACUAUUCUUCAUCUGUCCGUGAACCCUUUAGACGACGGCCCUCAGCUGAAGCUCCUGUGCGGCGCGGACGUCCUGGAGUCCUUCGGCGUUCCCAACCUGUGGAAGCACGAGGAUAUCGCAGAGAUCGUGGGCCGCUAUGGCCUGGUGUGCAUCACCCGCAACGGCUGUGACGCCCACAAGUUCAUCCACCAAUCGGAGGUGCUGUGGAAGCACCGCAAGAACAUCCACGUGGUCCGCGAGUGGGUGACCAACGAGAUCUCGGCCACGCACGUGCGCCGGGCCCUGCGCAGGGGCCAGACCGUCCGCUACUUACUGCCGGACCCGGUGGUGAGCUACAUCCGGGAGCACGGCCUGUACAGUGCCGAGAGUGAGCAGAAGAACGCUGACGUCAUCCUCGCCCCGCUUCAGAGACACACCGGCCCCUCCUCCAGCUGAGGUGGCCAGCCAUAUUGCCUGCUGCCGACCUGAAUGCCUUGAGACCAGUGGAGGCUGGUGGGAGGAGUUAUAGGAGUACUGGCUCAUUGUAAUGGCUGGAAUGGAAUUGAUGGAAUGGAGUCAAACGUGGUUUCUGGGGCCUCCCGAGUGGCGCAGCGGUCUAAGGCACUGCAUCGCAGUGCUAACUGUGCCACUAGAGAUCCAGGUUAGAGUCCAGGCUUUGUCGCAGCCGGCCGUGACCGGGAGACCCAUGGGGCGGCGCACAAUUGGCCCAGCGUCGUCCAGGUUAGGGGAGGGUGUUGCCGGCAGGGAUGUUCUUGUCCCAUCGCGCACUAGCGACUCCUGUGGCAGGCCGGGUGCACGCUGACACGGUCGCCAGGUGUUCGGUGUUUCCUCCGACUCAUUGGUGCGGCUGGCUUCCGGGUUAAGCGGGCAUUGUGUCAAGAAGCAGUGCGGCUUGGUUGGGUUGUUUCUGAGGACGCACGGCUCUCGACCUUCGCCUCUCCCGAGUCCGUACGGGAGUUGCAGCGAUGGGACAAGACUGUAACUACCAAUUGGAUACCACAAAAUUGGGGGUAAAAAACAAGAGAACAUUUAGGUUUCCAUAUGUUUGAUACCUUUACAAUUAUUCCAUUCUAGCCAUUACAAUUAGCCCAUCUUCCUACUGCUCCUCCCACCCGACUCCUCUACUUGAGACUGCACUGUGCUUAGUAGAAGCAUUUAUCUUUUACUGGUUUGAGAUAA
Molecule: messenger RNA, 11951 nt
Organism: Coregonus sp. 'balchen'
Lineage: Eukaryota; Metazoa; Chordata; Actinopteri; Salmoniformes; Salmonidae
Source: the annotation of a GenBank genome assembly